Vombatus ursinus (common wombat) is the source of this 1361-nucleotide messenger RNA. RefSeq names its product N-acyl phosphatidylethanolamine phospholipase D (gene NAPEPLD). Lineage: Eukaryota; Metazoa; Chordata; Mammalia; Diprotodontia; Vombatidae. The record is from RefSeq and is a predicted model, not a curated record. Gene Ontology annotation, cellular component: membrane-bounded organelle; cytoplasm. The coding region runs from base 78 to 1295 and encodes 405 amino acids. Gene Ontology annotation, molecular function: N-acylphosphatidylethanolamine-specific phospholipase D activity; zinc ion binding. Gene Ontology annotation, biological process: N-acylphosphatidylethanolamine metabolic process; N-acylethanolamine metabolic process. The transcript has 5 exons.
GAGAAUAAUCUUUUUUUGGGGGGGAGGGACGCAGACCCCAUCUUGAUUGUGGAUUACUUUGUUAAAUCUCCUCUGCAAUGGAAAACAUAUCAUCAACAAACAAUAUGGAAGAAAACCAAGAGGAAAGCGAGACUUCUAUAAUAAUAAGUAACCGCCAGCUCUUGGAAGAAGUGAAAAAAGAAUUCAAGGAUUCAACCAGACGUAACACAAAAGACUCUGAGAGGUCAUGCAGAAAAAGCUUCAGGCUAGACUAUAGGUUAGAGGAGGCUGUAACUAAAUCACAGAAAGGAAAAGAUGGAAGAUACAUCAACCCUUGGCCAACAUGGAAAUAUCCAACUCUUUCAGAGGUUUUAAAAUGGAUGAUACUGGAAAAAGAUAACAGCAAAAUUCCACGUUGUAAGGAGGAACUGGACAAAGAACUUCCAGUGGUUUGCCCUUAUUUUGUUGAUAAACCCGCAGAAGCUGGAAUGAAGGAAGGUGGUUUACGUGUCACAUGGCUUGGACAUGCAACAGUUUUGGUGGAAAUGGAUGAAGUAAUAUUUCUCACAGACCCUAUUUUCAGUAUGCGGGCUUCACUGACACAGUUGAUUGGUCCAAAACGCUUUCGCAAUCCACCAUGCACAGUACAGCAGCUUCCCAAAAUAGAUGCAGUUAUUAUCAGUCAUACCCACUAUGACCACUUGGACUAUAAUACUGUACUUAGUCUAAAUGAGCGCUUUGGUUGUGAGCUGAGAUGGUUUGUGCCUAUGGGUCUGUUAGAGUGGAUGCAGAAUUGUGGAUGUGAGAAUGUGAUUGAACUGGACUGGUGGGAAGAGAACUGUAUUCCUGGACAUGAUGAUGUCACCUUUGUCUUUACACCUUCCCAACACUGGUGUAAAAGAACUCCAGUAGAUGACAAUAAAGUUUUGUGGGGCAGCUGGUCUGUCUUGGGGCCCUGGAAUAGAUUUUUCUUUGCAGGAGACACUGGUUAUUGUACUGUGUUUGAAGAGAUAGGAAAACGAUUUGGACCUUUUGAUCUUGCAGCUCUUCCCAUUGGAGCUUAUGAACCAAGAUGGUUCAUGAAAUACCAGCAUGUAGACCCUGAAGAAGCUGUAAGGAUUCACAUCGAUGUUCAAGCAAAGAAAUCUGUAGGAAUUCACUGGGGAACCUUUGCCUUAGCAAAUGAGUAUUACUUGGAUCCUCCAUUGAAACUGAAUGAAUCUCUAGAGAGGUAUGGAAUUAACAAUGAAGAUUUCUUCACCUUGAAGCAUGGGGAAUCAAGAGAUGUAAAGACUGACAAUGAAAACCUUGAAUAAAUGUGGAUGAUAAAGAUUGAGAAUAAAUAUAAAUAUCAGAGGGCUUUAAAAAAAAAGCAAAACCUC